AUUAAAGGACAUCAAGACUAAAAUGUCUGAAAUCACACUAUAUACAGACUCUCGAUUCCCUUGUCCUCAACGGUUAGCGCUGGUCAUCCACGAGCUAGGGAUAAAACCCAAAAACAUUCAGGAGACUGACAUCCUAAAAUCAGAACACAAAACUCCGGAGUUCCUAAAACUCAAUCCAUCCGGAGCUGUCCCGUGCAUUCGAGACGAUCAAGAAAACCCGCCACUGCAUCUUAGCGAAUCUCGAGCUAUUGCGAGAUAUCUAGCCCACCGAUAUCGAUGCAAUGGCGAUGGCUUAUCUGUAUUAGUUCCAGACUUUAAUGAUCCUGUGGCAUUGGCCAAGUUUGAAGAGGGUGCAUCAAUUGAGCUCACCGCAUUCGAUGCCACUGCCAACAGGCUGGUGUUUGAAGAAUACUUCAAGCCAACAUAUUUCCACAGAGACCCUGACAGGUCCAUGGCUGAGUCCCUGAGGGUCCAGCUUGGCCAUGUGUUUGACACCCUGGAACAACGGCUGAAAGACCAGCCAUUCAUGGCGGGACAGGAGCUCACAGUUGUAGAUCUAUUCUAUCUGCCCUACAUGUUCCAUCUCACAAGGCAAGUUUGGCAAUCCUGUCUAGAGGAUCGUCCACGCUUGCAAUCCUGGUGGAGCAAAAUGACCAAACUAGGUGCUUUCCAAGCUGUCCUUAUCAAUGCAGUAACGAAAUAAUAUAUGAGAAUAUAUGUCCAUCUUGCUCUUUGAUGAUCGCAAUCAAAUAAUUUAUAUCAAAAUGCGGGAAAACAAAGGAAACGGAUGGGUUGAAAUCGUGCUGAAAAGGGCUUCACUACUUGUCAUUGCUAGGUGUCAAACUCACAGAUACGAAGAUUCUAGCUGUAAAUGUCAUCUCUUUAACUUUACACUUAGGAAGCUUGCGAUGCGC
Talaromyces proteolyticus is the source of this 914-nucleotide messenger RNA. RefSeq names its product glutathione S-transferase. Bases 23 to 703 code for a protein of 226 amino acids. Lineage: Eukaryota; Fungi; Ascomycota; Eurotiomycetes; Eurotiales; Trichocomaceae. The transcript is spliced from 4 exons. Gene Ontology annotation, cellular component: cytoplasm. The record is from RefSeq and is a predicted model, not a curated record. Gene Ontology annotation, molecular function: glutathione binding; glutathione transferase activity.